This is a messenger RNA of Drosophila miranda, 1133 nucleotides long. RefSeq names its product adult cuticle protein 1. The record is from RefSeq and is a predicted model, not a curated record. The transcript is spliced from 2 exons. Bases 107 to 553 code for a protein of 148 amino acids. Lineage: Eukaryota; Metazoa; Arthropoda; Insecta; Diptera; Drosophilidae.
AUUUGGUAGUCGAAAUCAGAAUCAACUCGUUCGCUGAGUAUUCAACACAAGUUUUCCUUCUUCUCCUCCAACAACCACUUCUUCAACACCCCCCCCCAAAAGCAACAUGAAGUUCGCCGCCGCCGUAGUCAUGCUUGUGUGCGCCCUGAUCGGAGCCGAGGCCUCGUGGAACGCACUCCAGAUCGCCCCUGGCGUCUCCUAUGUCAACUCGGUGGCCCAUGGAGCCGGUGCGUGGGGCGGCCCAUGGAACGGUGCCUGGAACGGCGGCUGGAACGGCGCCUGGAACGGUGGCUGGAACGGCGCCUGGGGUGCACCCGCCGCCGUGGCUGUCCAUGCUGGUGCCGGUGCUCCCUGGGGUCUGACCGGUCCCGGCUGGCAUGGCGCCUCUGUGCCCGGCAUUGCCCUGGCCCAGGGACCCGGUCUUGCCGCUGGACACGGACAUGAGGGUGUCUACGUGGCCAAGACCCGUGGCGCCAUCCACACCGCCCCCCUGGCCGGACACAUCAACUCGGCCACCUCUGUGAACGUGGCCCCCGCCCCGGGGACCCUGUAAGUCAAUCGCCAUCCACCACCGACCACCACCACCACGACCGACCGAUGAUGUCUCACCAACCGAUGCCAAACGGAUGUGGCGGACGGGGCGGAUGGGCCAGGAGCCAGGAGCCACCUUCGAUCUCCUCCAUCUGCUUCAGCGACCGACCUUCCACGACUCUAACCGGAUACUUCCCCCCAACUCUCUCUACACACCUAUUGUUAAGCACACACCGCUCUUAGUCCCCCCCCCUCGCCCCCGAUACGAACACGAUCCUGAUCUUGAGGCGAUCCCUCAGCAAUUUAAGUCCAACAACAAUUACAACAACUACAAGAAACCAACAAACGACAACAUGUUAAUUUUAUUAUUUGAGAACUAUAUCUUUCAAAUGCCUUCCCAUCUUCCACUCUCCAUUCUCCUCCACCAUCACCACUUUUCUCUGUACUUUCUAUAUGCUUUCCUAUAUCUGUCACUAUCUGUCUCUCUCUAUACAUAUCUGGCGUGUCUUUACGAAGAGAUAUGCUUUGACCAAACUGUAAAUAUCCAUUCCCUGUACUCUAGUAAUCUGCAACAAUGUAAAGAUUGACGAAAGCGUUAUAAA